AUGGUCGACUGGAGAAAUAAGGUUUUAUGGCAAGAGAAGGAGCACGACUCCCUGUCGGAACUCGUCAAAGAAGCCAAGGAACGCAACAAACGAGUAAAAGACGAUCUAACUCCUAUUAAGCCAUAUUUCGAGGUCCAAGCUGAAUAUGAGGCUCUGAAGGAACGUGACAAGCAACUGACCGCAGCUAUUAAAGCCAACAAUGUGAAGAAGAAU
This is a messenger RNA of Mesorhabditis spiculigera, 213 nucleotides long. The record is from the annotation of a GenBank genome assembly. Lineage: Eukaryota; Metazoa; Nematoda; Chromadorea; Rhabditida; Rhabditidae.